AUGCGUGGUUUCAAACAAAAACUUAUAAAGAAAACUACUGGUUCUUCCUCAAGUUCGAAAAAGAAGGACAAAGAGAAGGAAAAAGAAAGAACUUUCACAGCUUCAAACCCUUCAACUAGUAGUAAUAGUACCACUGCCUCUUCAUCGCAUGCUUCGAGAAAAGCUUCACUUGAAACACAGAAACGUUCAUCGUCAGAAAGAAUAAGGACUCCCACAGGUUCUAAUGGUACUAGCACAGAUCCUACAAGCCAUCAUAAGAAAAAUACUAGUUCGAACUCUUCUUCGAAAGCGAAGUCAAGUUCAUCAAAAUCGAAAAGCACUUCAGAUACAGAAAACGUCAAGAGAUCACCUUCCACAAAUUCUCAGCCUACCACUCCUAUAGUCACUGUAACAGAUGAAUACGCAGACUCAAAUAAGAACAAAUCAUCUCCUUCUUCUUCGCAACCAACUUUUAUUGGCGCAGCUGCCGCUGUAGCCCCUUUAUCCCCCCAGCAAGUGUCUCCUCCAAUGAAUACUAUGUCACCAAAUAAUAAUCAGGGCAUCGAGAUUCCAAGAUCAUCACAUUCUUUUGAAAAAUUACCAACUCCAACUAAAUUAAACACAGAACCAGAUGUUGAUUUGAUAAAAACACCUCAACGUCAUUCUUCAUCUCGUUUUGAAGCAUCCAGAUAUACACAGAUAACAAAGUUACCUAGUUUCGAUGAUGUUUCCCCAGAGGAAAAAAUUCCCCUUUUCAUGGCUAAAGUGGAUCAAUGCAAUAUAAUGUUCGAUUUCAAUGACCCAAGUUUUGAUAUUCAAGGAAAAGAAAUUAAAAGAUUCGCAUUGCAGGAAUUGAUUGAGUUUAUUAUUACGAAUAGGUUCACUUAUACAAAUGAAAUGUACCUCCAUAUGGUAAACAUGUUUAAAAUUAAUUUAUUUAGACCUAUCCCGCCACCGGUCAAUCCAGUAGGCGAUAUUUAUGAUCCUGAUGAAGAUGAACCCGUUAAUGAGUUAGCAUGGCCUCAUAUGCAAUUGGUCUAUGAGUUAUUCUUAAGGUUUGUUGAAUCGCCAGACUUCAACCAUCAAAUUGCAAAACAAUAUAUAGAUCAAAAUUUUAUCUUAAGACUGCUAGAAUUAUUUGAUAGCGAAGAUAUCAGAGAGAGAGAUUGUUUGAAGACAACUUUGCACAGAAUCUAUGGUAAAUUCUUAAGUCUUAGAAGUUUCAUUCGUCGAUCAAUUAACAACAUUUUCUUACAAUUUGUGUAUGAAACAGAGAGAUUCAACGGUGUUGCAGAGUUAUUAGAAAUUCUAGGUUCCAUUAUCAAUGGGUUUGCUCUACCGCUAAAGGAAGAACAUAAAAUAUUUCUAAUCAGAGUUCUUCUACCCUUACACAAAGUGCGUUCCCUCUCACUAUACCAUCCACAACUAGCAUAUUGUAUAGUCCAAUUCCUAGAAAAAGAACCUCUGUUAACUGAAGAAGUAGUGAUGGGGCUCUUACGGUACUGGCCCAAGACAAAUUCUACAAAAGAAAUAAUGUUUCUGAAUGAGAUAGAAGAUAUUUUUGAAGUUAUUGAACCUUUGGAAUUUAUCAAGAUCGAAGUUCCAUUAUUUGUACAACUUGCCAAGUGUAUCUCAUCAUCACAUUUCCAAGUUGCUGAAAAAGUUUUGAGCUAUUGGAACAAUGAAUAUUUUCUAAAUUUAUGCAUCGAAAAUGCAGAAGUUAUAUUACCUAUUAUUUUCCCAGCAUUGUAUGAAUUAACAUCACAGUUAGAAUUGGAUUCGCCGAUGUUGAAUGGUAAUAACAAUGGUAAUUCUAGCAGUAGCACCAGUUUAUCAGAUCCAUAUAUGCUUGUUGAGCAGGCUAUAAACUCUGGUUCGUGGAAUAAAGCAAUUCAUGCAAUGGCCUUCAAGGCUUUGAAAAUCUUUUUAGAAACUAAUCCAGUAUUAUAUGAAAAUUGCAAUGCGUUAUAUUUGUCAAGUAUGAAAGAGAACGAAGAAAGAAAAAAUCAACGUGAGAAACAAUGGCAAGAUCUGGAAGCUUAUGUUAAUAAUUUGCAAAUUAACGACGAUACUGAUGUGACUCGGGAUUCAGAUUCUAGUACAAUACACCCAAUGGAAAUGUUGAAUGAUAUUGAAGAAGAUAUAAAUUAG
Molecule: messenger RNA, 2130 nt
Organism: Kazachstania africana CBS 2517
Lineage: Eukaryota; Fungi; Ascomycota; Saccharomycetes; Saccharomycetales; Saccharomycetaceae
Gene: RTS1
Product: protein phosphatase 2A regulatory subunit RTS1
Exons: 1
Coding region: 1-2130 (709 amino acids)
Biological process (GO): signal transduction
Cellular component (GO): protein phosphatase type 2A complex
Molecular function (GO): protein phosphatase regulator activity
Source: RefSeq, a predicted model, not a curated record